AAUUGUGAAAAUAAGCUAAAAAUCAAAAAUUUAAUAACUAAAAUGCUAAAAGACAAUUGCGGUUCCUAAACUAAACUAAUAAUAUACUACAUACAUAUUUCGUAAAAUCAAACAAAAUGUUAAUAAAACUUCAGAGUUAAAAGUGUAGAAAAAGUUAAAACCAAAACUACAAACAACACAACCUAAAGAAAAUAUUCGUGAGCUUAUAUGAACUGCUUAAAAGAAACAAUGGAAAGUCGUUUACUUGAAUAUCGGCCAAUUGGUGGUGGUCUUGACUAUCAUCACAACUCACCACUGAUUGGUGAAAUACCACCGGGCGGGGAUUACUCGCAAGCGGUACAUCGUUCCAUAGACCAAUUACGCAACACCCUUAAUGAACGCGUCACCUUGGGACCGUUGAGUGUUUUCUCCAAUACGGCCGACCUAAGAACAUCUGUCUUGAAUUACACCAAUCAGCCCCAUCAGCAGCACCAACAACCUCAAUACCACCUUCAAGGUACAGUUUCGACUACAACGGGCAAUGGUGCGGGCACAGAAAAUGUUCAGAUGCAACAUACUAAAGCCGGUUGCAUGGAUGGCAAAUUGGCGGAUUCUACAACAGGAUCAGUUGUAAGUUCUAGCCAACCGACUUCGGGGGGAAGAGGACGUAAAUCGAAAAUCUAUACAAAUCCCAAUCAGCAUAUAAUAGUGACCAGCAAUAGUGUGGACAAUGGUGGAACACGGGCCCAAAAUCGUCAGCAACAGAACGAAACAAAUAAUAAUGGAAUUUCAUCAUCAACUUCAUCACCUCACCAUCAAAUGCAAAUGCAAGAUAUUAAAGAUACCAAGAUUUUCACUUCAAAAGCUGAUCUCCAACUACAUACUCAAAUGCAUAUGCGUGAGUCCAAGCCGUAUAAAUGUACUCAAUGCUCUAAAGCGUUUGCCAACUCGUCGUAUCUCUCGCAACACACACGAAUACAUUUGGGCAUCAAACCGUAUCGCUGUGAGAUUUGCCAACGCAAGUUUACCCAACUCUCGCAUCUGCAACAACACAUACGCACGCAUACCGGUGACAAGCCUUACAAGUGUCGACAUCCUGGUUGCCAAAAGGCCUUCUCACAACUCUCCAAUCUGCAAUCUCACUCCAGGUGCCACCAAACUGACAAACCCUUCAAAUGCAACUCUUGCUAUAAAUGUUUCUCGGACGAGGCCUCGCUCUUGGAUCACAUACCCAAGCACAAAGAGUCCAAGCAUUUGAAGACGCACAUUUGCCAGUAUUGCGGCAAAUCGUACACACAGGAAACAUAUCUAAACAAACAUAUGCAAAAGCACUCGGAGAGAACAGACAAACGACCGCCCAUUGUGGCCACAAAUGCGGGCAGUAAUUCGGCCACCGGAACUGGGACAGGAACUGGAACAGCAACAGGUAAUAGUAACAAUAAUGCAGCUGUAGGAAGUAAUACCACAACUAAUAAUGCUACUGCCACAGCAGGUGUCGGAAGCGGCGGCGUAGGUCAUCCUGGCACCGGAAAUCAACACAACCGUAAUAAUAUCUCAUUACCACCGGUAACUAUAGCACCCACCGACAACUCAUAUUGGCCCAAAGUCAGUCCCGACUCGGCGGCCAACAUGAACGAUGUCAUGCAUCAGCAACAACCCCAGCAACAGCAGCAGCAACAUCCCCAUCAACAACACCAUCAACAACAGCAGCAGCAACAGGCUCACAAUGGGCAACAGCCGACGGGCCAGCAGCAGCAUCAUCAUCCGCAACAGACGAAUCCCCAACAACAGCAACAACCUCCGACACAACAACAAGGCCAAACUCAUAUGGACUAUACGAAUCAUCAGGCGACUGGCGCCAACAAUCCACACAAUGAUUUGCAAAAUCACCAUCGUAUGAAUGACAAUGGUCGAGAGGAUAUAGUUUCAACACCCUCAACUGUGGGCCCUUACGAUGCCUCCAGUAUUACAAAAACCACCACAAAUUCAGCAUUUACACCGAUCAACUCGAUGCCACCACAUUUGAAUACCCUGUCACAUCAUGCAAUGAGCCAGCGUCCAUAUUUGUAUGACGCCAUUAGUUUUCAAAAUAAAAAUGUCAAUCAAAAUAACGCUUCGAAUUCGUUUCCAAAUCAAUUGAUAUCGCUGCAUCAGAUACGCAACUAUGCCCAUCAACCGGCCGGUCUAACGAUGGCCGGUGAACAUCUAUUGGGUGUUAGUGUGGGUCCUGGCAAAGAUAAGGGAUAG
Molecule: messenger RNA, 2226 nt
Organism: Calliphora vicina (urban bluebottle blowfly)
Lineage: Eukaryota; Metazoa; Arthropoda; Insecta; Diptera; Calliphoridae
Gene: rn
Product: rotund
Exons: 3
Coding region: 208-2226 (672 amino acids)
Biological process (GO): regulation of transcription by RNA polymerase II; embryo development
Cellular component (GO): nucleus
Molecular function (GO): DNA-binding transcription factor activity, RNA polymerase II-specific; RNA polymerase II transcription regulatory region sequence-specific DNA binding
Source: RefSeq, a predicted model, not a curated record